This is a messenger RNA of Magnolia sinica, 1011 nucleotides long. Its product is annotated as probable leucine-rich repeat receptor-like protein kinase At1g35710. Gene Ontology annotation, biological process: hormone-mediated signaling pathway. The record is from RefSeq and is a predicted model, not a curated record. Gene Ontology annotation, cellular component: plasma membrane. The coding region runs from base 1 to 1011 and encodes 336 amino acids. The transcript has 3 exons. Gene Ontology annotation, molecular function: protein binding. NCBI's taxonomy places the organism in Eukaryota, Viridiplantae, Streptophyta, Magnoliopsida, Magnoliales, Magnoliaceae.
AUGACUGGGAUCUCAUGCAACAGCCUUGGAAGAGUAAUAGAGAUAAGCUUACCAAGUGCAGGCUUGCAAGGUAAGCUUGAUAACUUGAGCUUCCUGUCAUUUCCAGACCUCAUUCAUCUCAAUCUCAGUGGCAACACUCUCACCGGAACCAUCCCAGCCCAUAUUGGCACUCUUUACAAACUCAUGUCCCUCGAUCUGUAUGCAAAUAGUAUAAGUGGAUCAAUACCCCUGGAUAUAGGGAAUCUUGUGAAUUUGAAUGAGCUAGACUUGUCCAAAAACUACCUCGAUAGUUCCAUCCCUUCCACUUUAGGAAAUCUGACAAAGCUUUCCAUCUUGUACCUGCACCAAAAUCGAAUCUCUGGCUCCAUUCCACCACAGAUGGGGAAUCUGCAAGAUCUGGUUACGUUGACUGUGUAUCAAAACAAUCUGACUGGUCCGAUCCCUCCAGCCUUGGGGAAUUUAAUGAAUCUCAACAAACUUGAUCUGUCCAAUAACAUUCUAAAAGGUUCUAUCCCUUCCACUUUAGGGAACUUGACAAAGCUGACACUCCUCUACCUCUUUGAGAAUCAAAUUUCUGGUUCUAUUCCUCCAGAACUCGGGAAUUUAACGAGUCUCAAUGAGCUAGCACUGAACCAAAACAAUCUGAUUGGUCCGAUCCCUCCAGCUUUAGGUAAUUUGGUGAAUCUCGACAAUCUUGAUCUGACAAAUAACAGUCUAGCAGGUUCUAUCCCUUCCAGUUUAGGAAACUUGACAAAGCUGACAACCCUCUACCUAUCCUACAAUCAAAUUUCAGAUGUAUCGAAAGCCUUUGGUGUAUACCCGCAUCUCACAUAUGUGGACGUCAGCGACAACAUGCUGUUUGGUGAACUCUCACCGAACUGGGGAGAAUGCCAAAACCUAACGGAGCUCCAAUUCUAUGGGAACAUGAUCACCGGUAGAAUUCCUCCAGAGAUUGGGCAGUUGACACAGCUAGGUGUGCUUGGUCUUUCUUCGAAACAACUAACAGGAUAG